Tetrahymena thermophila SB210 is the source of this 933-nucleotide messenger RNA. RefSeq lists its product as hypothetical. The transcript has a single exon. The record is from RefSeq and is a predicted model, not a curated record. NCBI's taxonomy places the organism in Eukaryota, Ciliophora, Oligohymenophorea, Hymenostomatida, Tetrahymenidae.
AUGAGAAAUUUAGUUUUAAUAACACUUAUUUGUUUCUGUUAUGGAUCAAAUAACUUUAGAAAAAAUUCUAAAGAAAACCUUGAUACUUCAAAACAGUGUUAAAAACCUUGCUUGAACUAUAUAGAUAAAAUUCUUCCUGCAGCUACAAUAGGAUUUAAUAGUGGCUAAAAUGGUUUUACAUUCUAAUCAUUUGAUGAUAAAAAUCUACUAAAUUUAUGCUGUGAUUAGUAAAAAACAUAUGAUUUCUUAAAAGGAUUAAUUGUUCCAGAUUAUACUGAUGUUAAAUAGCUAAAGAUUUAAGACUCUAAUGAAAUUUCUGUUACUAUAACUCCUAGUGAUAAAAUUGCUAAAUAUUAUAUCCAAGUACAUUAGUAAUUUAAAAGAGUAGCACUUUAACUUGAAGCAAAUAAUUAGCUGUAGGCAAAUGUCACAUACAUACUUUCUACCCUAUAUGAACCUAAUAGAUGCGAUUAUACAAUAAAUUUUUUUGAAAAGAAUUGGUUUUCAGUGUUUUCAAAACUUGGAAAAUAAGUUUUAACUUAGACAUAAGUAGGCGCCCAAUUCGAAGUAUAUUUCUUAUUUUACACUAACUCGACCUAUACUUAAGAAUAAGUAGCUACAAUUUACAAAAAUUACAUUGAUCACAAUAAUGUAUUUACUGUUUACAAAGCAUUUGAUGCUGACCCUUAAAAUUAUGGCAUUAUAGAUGUAACUAGUUAAGGAAUUCAUCUAAAAGACUGUAAAAACUUUUAAGAUUAUCUAAAAAAGAUAGGACCUACAAAUUAUAUUUAAAUUGAAACAAACUAAAAUAUUCCUAAUUUUAAAGCAAUUGAUUCCUUUUUGGUUUUUGAUAAGGAAUCAAAUGAAAUAAAAUAAUGCAGUUAUGAAGCCUGGAACUAUGUAUUCAAUAGACAUUCUAAAUAGAUUUUUUGA